AUGGGAAAUAAAGGCGCGAAGAAUAAUCUAACAUAUACAGAACUUACAUCAAACGAACUUGCUGCUCUUCAAGCAAGUACUAAUCUCACGGAGAAAGAUAUCAGAGAAUGGCAUGCUGGGUUCUUUCAUGAUUGUCCUAAUGGUACUCUCAAUAAGCAGAAAUUUAUACAGAUCUUUACACAAUUUUAUGUGGAUGAUCAUCGAGCCGAGUACUUUUGCAAUUAUGUAUUUAAGAUGCUCGAUAAGAAUCAAGAUGAUGUAAUAGAUUUUGAGGAGUUUCUUUUCGCUAUUUCUUCUUCGAGUCAAAGCGAGUUACAAGAACGAUUAGAAUUAGCAUUUGAUAUGUACAAUGUCACUGACGAUGGAAAUAUGGAUGAGGAAGAAUUAAUUAAUCUGAUGUCCGCUCUGUAUUUGAAUAUUUAG
Molecule: messenger RNA, 423 nt
Organism: Adineta ricciae
Lineage: Eukaryota; Metazoa; Rotifera; Eurotatoria; Adinetida; Adinetidae
Source: the annotation of a GenBank genome assembly